AUGGAGGGAACUAGCAUUUCCUUGAUCAAUGCAGAGACGAAGGUCAAAGUCAGCUCAACGCUCGAUAAAUCUGUCGGAAAGAAAUAUCUCACGGACGGAAGUCCGGAGACUUGCUGGACGUCGCAACAAGGAACGCCUCAGUACAUCCAGUUCAACUUCCCAGGCCCAGUGAUUCCAAAGCAAGUAUCAAUCACUUUUCAAGGAGGAUUCGUAGGGACGAGAUGCGUCGUUGAAGUGCCGGAGGACCCAGCCAUAGUACAAAGUAGCUGGAAGACCUUCACUGAAAUAUUUUCGGAAGACGUCAACCGCAAGCAAACAUUUGAUUUGACUCAUGUCGUUCCAGUACAAGGCAUCCAGGCCCUGCGUUUCGUUUUCCAGGAGAGCUCUGAUUUCUUUGGUAGGAUCACUGUGUAUGAUGUGCAGAUAACAGGGAGUGUAUUAUCAUAG
This is a messenger RNA of Postia placenta MAD-698-R-SB12, 447 nucleotides long. RefSeq lists its product as hypothetical. NCBI's taxonomy places the organism in Eukaryota, Fungi, Basidiomycota, Agaricomycetes, Polyporales, Adustoporiaceae. The record is from RefSeq and is a predicted model, not a curated record. The transcript has 3 exons. Bases 1 to 447 code for a protein of 148 amino acids.